GGCAGCCGAAAGCGGUAGUGCCGCGGAGCGCCGGGCCGGGCCGGGCCGGGAGAGCUGCGCUUCGCCGCCGGCCGGGGAUGCUGCGGGGCCGCGGGCCGCGCCGGUAGCGCGCUCGGCCAGGGGUGCCAGACAUGCAGGGCAAGGCCAAGCUGCUGCUGGUCCACAACGGCCGCAUGGGCCCAGCGGUGUCAGAUGGAGAGUUAAACACUUCCAGGGCCCAUGGCAGCAACCACAGUGUGAACAGCUUGCCGGGACCUCCAACCACCUGCAGCUCCACACAGGGGUCAGUGGUCAGCUGGGCAGAAUCCUUCGAAACACUGCUGCAGGACCACGUGGCCGUCACCUACUUCACUGAGUUCCUCAAGAAGGAGUUCAGCGCUGAAAAUGUCUACUUCUGGCAGGCAUGCGAGCGCUUCCAGCAGAUCCCAGCCAGCGACACACAGCAGCUGGCCCAGGAGGCACGGCGGAUCUAUGAUGAGUUUCUCUCCAGCCACUCGGUCAGUCCUGUGAAUAUUGACAAGCAGGCCUGGAUUGGGGAGGACAUGCUGGCCACCCCCUCUCCAGACAUGUUUCGCAUCCAGCAGCUCCAGAUCUUUAACCUGAUGAAGUUCGACAGCUACACACGCUUUGUGAAAUCCCCACUCUACCAGGCCUGCCUGAGGGCAGAAAGCCAGGGGCAGCCCCUGCCUGACCUGCGUCCCCACUCCCGCAGCAGCAGCCCUCCACCUGACCUCAGCAAGAAGUCCAAGCUGAAGUUGGGCAAGUCCCUGCCGCUGGGUGUGGAGACAGCAGGCAGUGGUGCCAACCACAGCCCCCGUCGGUCGUUCAGGAAGGGAGAGCGGCGGGAGCCCUCCUGGGCAGAGGGGCGAGAAGGCAGUGGGAGCGCCAUGCUGUGGCGGGAGUCUCAGGGCUCACUCAACUCCUCAGCCAGCCUGGACCUGGGCUUCCUCUCCUCGUCGAGCACAACUGCCAGCCCCUGGGCAGAGGGCCAUCGGAAGAGCCUGGGAGGCAGCGAGGCAGAGCUGCCAGGCAAGCCCAUGAAGUACUGCUGUGUGUACCUGCCCGAUGGCACAGCCUCCCUGGCCUCUGUCCGGCCUGGCCACUCCAUCCGGGACAUGCUGGCAGGCAUCUGCGAGAAGCGUGGCUUCAACAUUCCUGACAUCAAGGUCUUCCUGGUGGGCAAUGAGCAGAAAGCACUGGUACUGGACCAGGAGUGCUCCGUGUUGGCAGACCAGGAGGUAAAGCUGGAGAACAGGAUCAGCUUUGACCUGGAAAUCUCCUCCCUCCAUAAGACCAUCCGCAUCACAGCGAAGUCAACCAAGUGCAUCCGGGAAGCACUGCAGCCUGUGUUGGGGAAGUAUGGCAUGAGCAUGAAGCUGGUGCUACUGCGGCGGCAAGGCGAGAUGGCCACCCUGGACCUGGAGAAGCUGGUCAGCACAGUGGCUGCUCAGAAACUUGUCCUGGAAACGCCAGCAGGCAUGAGAAUGACAGAAAGCUCCGAGGCUGCAGCUGCUCCCUCCCCUCUCCAGAGUGAGGAGGGAAGCCCAACAGAAGCAGAACCUGACACACUGUGGGAGAUGCCCUCCUCCUCUUCCCGGCCCCGGUCUUCAGCUGCCAUGAACCUGAACCGCCGUACAUAUGACCUGGAAGGGCUGGUGGAGCUGCUGAAUCGUGCCCAGAGCUGCCGGGCCAAUGACCAGCGUGGACUGCUCUCCAAGGAGGACCUAGUCCUACCUGACUUCCUCCAGCUCCCUGAGCAGGCUGACAGCACCUGCGAGGGGUCAGAUCAGCCCCAUGCCCCUCACCCAGGCUCUGAGGGAAAUGGCCAUCCUCAGCCCACAGAGCCCACACCAGCUCAGCCUCUGGUCGACCAUGAGCUCCGAUGAGUCCUGCUGCACAUCUGCACCCUGUGCGUGGUACCCCCAGGCCAUGCCAGGGUUCAACACAGGGCCCAGACAGCCCCUGCCCUGCACUGCCGACACCGCCUGGACCGCAGAUUCGUCCACAUCCUGUCCCAAACUGUUGUGUCGUGUCACUGUGAGUGAUUGAGCAGCUGCCAUGCCCCUCGAUGGGCUCACAUCCUGGUGCACAUCAAGGGAAUCCUCUACAUAGUUUGAACUCUCGUUGCAAAGCACUUUGCAGCAUCCCACACAUGCCUGGCACUGUCCUGCCCAGUGCCUCUGCCUGCUCUGCUUGCAGCAGAGCUCUCUGCCCAGCAAAUCAUGCCUGGGCCAGGCUGGCACAGUUCCGCUGACUGCUGAGGUGAGCAAUGCACCCUUUCUGACUGACAGGUGUGCAGGAUAGAGAGGGUGGAUGAGGUGGGAAGGCAGGCUCCAGCCCUGAACCCUGAUGCUGUGGGCAGGCAGGGUCAGGAGAAUGUGUGUUUGGAGCUGAGGGCCAGAUUUAGUCCAUGUUAGUGAUACGUGGUCUACCCUUCCCAGGGAAGGGUGAGCACAGCCCUGCCAGCCUGUGCCCUGAGCAAGUUGUUACCAGCUGCCUUGAGUGAGUGGGGCUGGGCCUGAUCCUGCCACAAUAGCACUGCCACUAUGGAACAGGGCACAUGGGUCCUGCCCCAAGCAGGCAGAGGCAGAGCCAGCAGGUUGUGCCAAAGAAGCCUUCCUUCUCCUGCUUGGGCAGCUUCUGAGGUAACUUCAGGAGCAGAUUCCCCUAGGUUCCCUGCCUCAGCCCAGAUGGGACUGCAGGUGCUCGGUCCUCAAGGUCAGGCCUGGCUGCUUUCAGAGGAAUGCAGCACCUUGGGUGCUGAGCAUCUCAGCUCAGUCUGUGGUUACCAGCAUGUGCAUAGCCUGGCAUCCCUGCUUGCAGCUGUGCCAGUCUGUAACUUUGAGUCCAGCUCUUGCCAGACCUGGGCAUUCCCUGCAGGUAUCCAUCCCCAGCAGCCCAUGCUGCUGGUCCCAGAGCCAGUCUGCAAUGGAGACAGCCCCCUGAUAGCAGCCAGGAGAUCCCUCCAUCAUCUGUGUGUGCUGUGGCCCUUCCUGGCUGUACCCUGGGUCACUGCUGCAUCACCACUGCCCUGGGGUUUGCCCAGGGACAGGGGGCAUGGCCACCCAGCCCCAUGCCGCUGCAGCCAGCUGCAGCCCUACAGCCACAGUCAGAGCUCCCCUGUGUCUCUGUGGUGCUGCAAAGUCCCUUCUGUGGUGUGAAACCGGGGGAAAUAAAGAGCAUUGCCUGGA
This is a messenger RNA of Dryobates pubescens (Downy woodpecker), 3191 nucleotides long. RefSeq names its product regulator of G protein signaling 14 (gene RGS14). The record is from RefSeq and is a predicted model, not a curated record. The transcript has 15 exons. Lineage: Eukaryota; Metazoa; Chordata; Aves; Piciformes; Picidae. Gene Ontology annotation, molecular function: GTPase activator activity; microtubule binding; G-protein alpha-subunit binding. Gene Ontology annotation, biological process: signal transduction; regulation of G protein-coupled receptor signaling pathway. The coding region runs from base 132 to 1886 and encodes 584 amino acids.